Alosa alosa (allis shad) is the source of this 1962-nucleotide messenger RNA. RefSeq names its product perforin-1-like. Lineage: Eukaryota; Metazoa; Chordata; Actinopteri; Clupeiformes; Clupeidae. Gene Ontology annotation, molecular function: calcium ion binding; pore-forming activity. Bases 171 to 1877 code for a protein of 568 amino acids. The record is from RefSeq and is a predicted model, not a curated record. The transcript is spliced from 4 exons. Gene Ontology annotation, biological process: leukocyte mediated cytotoxicity.
UCAAGUAAAGUGUUACCCACAAUGCUUUGCAUUAAGUUUGUUAUCAUCUAACUUUUUUCAAUCACACUGUUAACAAAUAAUUAUAGAAAUACCGGAUAAAACUAUACAUUUGUUUUGAAAUCAGAUUUCAGAUUUUACAUGAUUACUGGAACAAAAAAGCAGGUUUGACCAUGAGUUUGUCAGCCAUUACCUUUCUGGCAGCUGUCUACCUGGCCCUCAUACCCCAAACUACCCAGUCAUGCACCAGAGGCUCCCCUCGCGAGUGCAAAGAGGCCGAGUUUGCUCCAGGAUCCAACCUGGCCGGUGAAGGCUUCGACAUCACCAAGAUGCAGCGCAAGGGAGCCUUUGUCAUCGACAUGAACCUAUGGAGACGUGAAAACAACACCUGCAUGCUGUGCAGGAACCCGUAUCAAGAGGGCAAGAUGCAGAAAGUCCCAGCAGCUGUGGUGGACUGGAGACCCAGUCAGAAAUGCAGCAUGAAGGUGGCCAGCUCACUGUACCAGUCCAGUGAGUCCCUGGUCAGUUCCAGUGCGUCCAGUGUGGAGAACAACUGGAAAGUUGGUUUGAAUUUAGGAUCUGCAUCUCUGAUGCUUGCUGGCACUAACUCCAAGUUGUCUGAGUACUCAAUGGAGAAGACAAAAAGGGAUAAAUUCACAUUUUCCCAACAGAAGAUGUCAUGUAGCUACUACAGCUACCGAGUCUCCAACCAACCCCGACUACACCCCGAGUUUCAGUCUGCCAUUAAUCAACUUUCAAAGAAAUACACCAGGAAGACCAAGCACGCUUUCUACAAACUUAUCAAUAACUUUGGCACCCAUUUCAUACCUAAAGUGACUCUGGGCGGGAUGGUACAGUCGGUGACCAGCAUUAGGCAGUGUAUGGCCUCUUUACAGGGCCUGAGCUCAGACGAGAUCAAGAUGUGUCUCGACGUGGAGGCUGAAGCCAGUAUUGCAGGAAGAGGCACAGCAAGGGCUGAGACGAAGCACUGUCAGGAGGCGAAGGACAAGAUAGAGAGCAAGAACAGCUUCUCCAGCAGCUUCAGUGACAGGUUCACAGAGGUCUUUGGUGGUCACACCACUGAACCUGACCUUCUCUUCUCUGCAGACAAAGACCCGGCCGCCUACAAGGAGUGGCUCUCCUCCCUGCCACUCAACCCCGACAUGAUCUCCUAUUCACUGGCUCCCCUUCACGAGUUGCUGUCCCCUAACCUUCCAGUGAGAAAAGAACUACGCAAAGCAAUUAAGCAUUACAUUUUAGAGAGUGGACUUUGGCAGAACUGCUCUGAGCCCUGCAAGUCUGGUGUCAAAAGAAACCCAAAGGAGUCCUGUGUUUGCAGUUGCCAUGGUGAUCCUGGUGUAGGUAGUGACUGUUGUCCUGUUAAACGCGGUCUCGCACGGGUCAUUAUCACUGCAGUGAGGGCCUCUGGGUUGUGGGGCGACACCACCUCAGCUACAGAUGCUUACGUGAAGGUCUUCAACUCUCAGAACAUGCAACUGGCACGAACCCCUGUGAUUUGGAACAACAACUCACCUCAGUGGAACAUGGCCUUUGAUAUCGGUGAUGUCAUUCUCUCUCAGACCAGCAUGGUGAAGUUCGAGGUGUGGGACGAGGACAGCAAGUGGGAUGACGACCUGCUUGGAACUUGCACAGUGGAUCUCAAGGAAGGAACAAAGGAGGAUGUGUGUCGCCUGAACCACGGAAUGUUCUACUACAAACUCCAGGUGGUCUGUGGUCCAAGCCUGAGUGGCAAGUCCUGCUCUGAGUACGUGAGCUCUCCCAUGAACAGUCACCUGGAGAGGCUGUAUGUGUCUCGUCAUGCCCGACCCGUACCAAAGGACAUGCUUAAGAAAAUGGGAGUCUUUGGGGAUGAACAUUAGCCCGAUCCUGACUAUCACGUUAAAAACGUGGGGCGGUGGUAGUGUAGUGGUUAAGGAGCUGGGCUAGCGUGCAGUAGCCUGAAAG